GUAAUGCGACAAUCACAAUAAAAGAUGCAAGUGGGAAUGUCGUUGGCACAUCAGAUGGUUGGCCUAUCUCGCCAUUGAUAACAAAUUGGAUGCCGGAUGAGGAUGUUCUCAGUCUGCAUGAGACACCCACUUGGUGGAAUCAAGCGAAAUAUGGGAUAUUUGUACAUUGGGGCAUAUACAGUGUACCAGCAUGGGGCCCUCCCCAUUCUUACGCGGAGUGGUACGACUGGUCCCUGCACAACCCACCUAACUCGAGCAGCCCUACAUGGGAGCACCAUCUGGAAACAUUUGGCCCAGAUGUCGUGUACGACGAUUUCAUCGCCAACUUCACAGCUUCGAAGUGGGAUCCGAGCGCCUGGCUUGAUCUUUUCGAGAAUGCAGGAGCAAAAUACUUUGUCCUUGUGACUAAACACCACGAUGGUUACGGAUUGUUCGAUACCAAGAACACAACACAUCGAUCAAGUGUAUACCUUCCUCCUUAUCGCGACUUCCUGAGAGAGUUCAUGGACACCGCGAAAGCUGAUUACCCUAAUCUGCACCGUGGGACCUACUUUUCUCUCCCGGAGUGGUUCAAUCCUUACUUUGCAAAGUAUGGUUUCGGUCAGUGGCCAGGAGGGCUCGCGCACAACGCGUUUAAUGCCUCUGAAAUCGAACCCUAUACUGGUAUCCUUGAGAUCGAAGACUUCCUGGAUGACUUGCAGUUGCCACAGAUGCUCGACCUAGCAUUGGAUUAUGAAAGUGAGAUCAUGUGGUGCGACAUCGGAGGGCCGAACAAAACCCUUGACUUUGCAGCCCAGUUCUACAACAACGCGAUGCAGACUGGAAGACAGGUCACCAUGAACAAUCGUUGUGGUGCUGUCCCCGAUUUCGAUACCCCAGAAUAUGCGACGUUCGGUUCCCUCCAGACUCGUGCGUGGGAGACGAGUGAGGGCAUGGACCCUUACAGCUACGGCUUGAACACCGCAACUAACGCGAGCGAGUACAAGAACGGAACGACGAUCAUCCAAACACUAGUGGACGUUGUUAGUAAGAACGGGAACUACUUACUUGAUAUUGGACCUACUGCGGAGGGUGAGAUCAUCGCGCCCAUGAUGAAUAACCUACUCGAUGCUGGCAAGUGGCUGAAUUAUGCGGGAGAAUGUGUUUACAACACAACUUACUGGUAUCAAGCUUCCCAAUCCCCCACUGCUUCUGUGCGCUUCCUGUCUACGCCUACUACCUUUUGCGUCGUAGCCUUCGUGGAGCCAUCUGACGGCAAGCUUGUCGUCGAUUCUGGAGGUGCUGUGUUACCAUUGAUGGCAGGGGACACGAUCGAGCUACUUGGGCCAAGUACGCCUGCCCCUAAUUCUACGAUUUCCUCCUCUACUUCUAGCUCGUCUGCAACAUCACUCCCGUGGACUCUUGACGAUGCAGGCAUACUCACCAUAACGGUGCCCGAAGGCCAAGUUGAUCAAGUGCAGUAUGCAUGGGCAUUCCAAGUCACAUACAAGCUUGAUUAGGUGAUGAUUGUAUAAUAUGGGUGUACAUCUUAGGAAUCGCCUGGCGGUAUGUAGCAGACUUGUCAAUAUUGUAACUACUGGUGUUGCAUUGCGUAUGUUUUAGGAAUUUGGAACUUGUUUUGUGCUCAC
Messenger RNA from Serpula lacrymans var. lacrymans S7.9, 1628 nucleotides. Its product is annotated as glycoside hydrolase family 29 protein. Lineage: Eukaryota; Fungi; Basidiomycota; Agaricomycetes; Boletales; Serpulaceae. Gene Ontology annotation, molecular function: alpha-L-fucosidase activity. Gene Ontology annotation, cellular component: lysosome. Bases 90 to 1499 code for a protein of 469 amino acids. The transcript is spliced from 11 exons. The record is from RefSeq and is a predicted model, not a curated record. Gene Ontology annotation, biological process: glycoside catabolic process; fucose metabolic process.